This is a messenger RNA of Lytechinus pictus (painted urchin), 4039 nucleotides long. RefSeq lists its product as uncharacterized. Bases 1 to 834 code for a protein of 277 amino acids. The transcript is spliced from 8 exons. Gene Ontology annotation, molecular function: NAD binding; oxidoreductase activity, acting on the CH-OH group of donors, NAD or NADP as acceptor; NADP binding. The record is from RefSeq and is a predicted model, not a curated record. Lineage: Eukaryota; Metazoa; Echinodermata; Echinoidea; Temnopleuroida; Toxopneustidae.
AUGCCAAAAAGCGCAUGGGAUUCAAAUGGUCUUUAUCCAGAGACAGAUGAUGAAUUAUUCUCAGAAGAUUUUACAGAGUGUGAAGAGUUUGUGAAAGCUGGUGCAAGUCAAGCUGAAACAGUAUCGGACCUGGUUUCAUCAUGUGACAUCACAUUCUCUAUGGUAUCAGAUUCAGAAGCAGUCAGAGCGAUUGUAUUUGGUGAGAAUGGUGUAUUAGAUGGUAUCAGUGACGGUAAAGCAUUUGUGGACAUGUCAACAGUAGAUAUUGGUACAGUGACAGGAGUUGCAGAAGCUGUUCAAGCACGGGAUGGCCGGUUCUUAGAGGCACCGGUCUGUGGUAGCGUCCAACCAGCCAUGGAAGGUUCCCUCAUCAUCAUUGCAGCUGGAGAUAAAGAACUCUUUGACGAGUGUGAAUCAUGUUUUCAAUCUAUGGGAAAGAAAGCAUUCUAUCUUAUUGACACAGGUAAUGCAGCUCGGAUGAAACUGGUCAUCAACAUGAUCAUAGGCAGCGUCAUGUGCAGCUUUGCAGAAGGAAUGGCCCUUGCUGAUAAGUCAGGCCUCAGUCAAAGCGUUCUUCUCGACAUUCUCAAUCUUGGAUCAAUCGCCAACCCUCUUAUUAGUGGAAAAGGAAAAGCAAUCCUCGCCAACAAGUACCCACCGGCUUUCCCUCUGAAAUACCAACAGAAAGAUCUGAAGCUUGCACUAGCUAUGUCAGAGCAGGUUGAUCAACCCUUACCAGUCUCAUCAGCAGUUAAUGAGCAAUACAAGAGAGCAAAGAAUAUGGGUCUAGGAGACAAGGACACAUCGGCCAUCUACAAAUCAUUAACCCACUAAGAGACUGGAUGCACAAGACUAGCUCUGUGCUUUCUCAUAUUCCAAAAUCCUUGGCACAUGUUCCACCCAUCGCCCUCGCCUCCCUCUGUAAGAUCAAGUCUAUGGGGAAAAGCAGUGCUGAGCCGUCAAAGGUUGAAGAUAACUCGUUUGUGGAUCGAUUGCAAGAAGAGCUGCUAUUGCCCAAUGGGAGUAGGGCAAAAAUGUGUCACUGGGAUUAUCCUUUCCAAUCGGAGCUUUAAUUGCGAGGGAGAUUUUUUUUAAUGAACAAUGUUAGGUAUCAGGUCCCCAAUCAUGAAGUGUUGUGUCAGUGAUUUUUACUGAUAAAUUUGCUUUAAGCCAAUCACAAACAUAGAUUUCAGCAGCUUAUAAUGAUUGUCAAUGUAAAUCAAUGACAAAUAGCUUAGUGAAAUACUCCUGUCAAUCUCUUAACGUCUUUUUUAAUGAAAUGUUUUUAAAAUUAUUUAUCAUGACCCUUUGAUAAACCUUGAGAUUUUAAUAGCCCUGUUUGCUUGAACACAAUCAUCCAUUUUUAUUGGAAAAUUAAUACAUUUGAACAUUUGAAUUGUUUUUAUAUUCAAAUGUGAUGAUCCAGUAUUUUUGUCUAGUAUUUAUUUUCCUGAGAAAGAUCAAUGUUGUCGGUAAUUACUGCUUCGAUUAUACAGAUAAUAACUCUUGAAAGGCACGCUCCUUACCAGUGAUGAAGGGGGCGGGGAAGGGUUGCAGCCCUUUGUAUGUGUACAGCAUUCUCUGUAUAGUUCAAUGUUUUUUAAUAGAAGCACUUUUUCAAGAAGAAAAAGGGCAGUUGUUUCAUUUGUAUGUAGGAAAACAAAAUCUCCAUCCCUUCUCCUUGGCGCCUUUUGUACAAAUGCAAUUCAAAUGGAGAAUUUAAUAUUUGUGUGAAUAUAUGAAUGCUUGUAAUGAUUAUCGCCCAUGAGUUUAUUCCAUGGGAUAGUAUUAUGUGUGGUUAUGUUGACAAGUUCCAGAGCUUUGUGUUGCCACUUUCUUUAUAAAAGUUCCUGUUGCUGAAAUGAACUUAGGUAAUUGCCAACAAUUUUCCACAAUAGUGUUCUCUGAUUUAAAUUGGGCAAUGCCAUUGAAUAAAAAAAAGAAGAAACUUAUGCGCAUCUGGAGAGUGUUUCAUCAACAUCUUCGUCUGACAAGUUGUCAGAACAGGGGAGCAUUUCAUGGACAUUUGGUGUCCAACAACUGGUCAGAUCUGACGACUUUCCUUGAAUAUGAUUGACUGAGAAGCACUAUUACUAUCGCGACUGUCGGAUAAAACAAACUUGUUGGAUGAAAUGUCCGACAAGUCCUUUCAUGGAAUGCUCCCCUGACAUCUUUCCUUGAUUUUGAUUGGCUUCUGAGAUGUACUGUUACUAUGGUAACUGUCGGAUAAAACAGAACAUGUUGGAUAUGAUGCCCGACAAGUCCUUUCAUGAAACCAUGACCCCAUUUGUACCUCACUAAUGUGUUUGGGCCAUCAUAAUUUAACGUCUUCACAUAUGAACUCAAAGUGAAACCAAUCAAUUGAAUGAAGCAGUCUCUGACAGUACAAGCAAGAUGCCCUUUCGUUCCAUAAUGUAAGAUAAAAUUGUUAAUAAAAAACUAUGAGUAAUCAUUAAUACCCCUUAACAAAUUUAUAUUCUUUGAACAUCUCAAAGUGUACCAAUCACUGAACAUUGUAGUUCUAUUUGUUACAGGUUCCAUUUCAAUAUAUUGUAUUCAAAUCAUGCUCUUCAAAUACAUUAAUUACAUUCUUUAUAAGCAUCAAUCAUUCUAUGAAGUAUGUAGAUGAAUGAAUGCGUCUUGUCAAUGUAAUGCUUUGUGAAGAAUCCGGUUCUGAUUUCAGUUCCACGAGAGUACUGAAAUUUGUUCUCUUAAAACCAAUGACCUCAAGAAACAAUUUUCAUUUCGUGGUUAGUACGCUUUUUAGAUGAAUAUAUUGAAAUCACAAUCUUUCUUCAUUUAGUAUUCCACUUCCUGGAGGAAGGGGGGGGGGGGUAUUUUUAAGAUUUUUUCAAACAUAUUGUAUACUGCCGGCGUCAGCACACAAUGAGUAUUGUCUUUUAUCACACAUGUCAGGAGUGUUUCUACACUUCCCGACUCUUUGAAAAUGAGAUGGAUCUGGAUCACCCCUUUCAGGCAAAGUCACAAGGAUCUUUUCAUUUUGAUGUACAUGUAUACGCCAAAACAAGAUUUGAGAUUCAACGCUUGAUUCAUGUAUUCAACACUUGACCAGCCUAGCUAUCAUUAUUAGGUAGCGUUAGAUUUGUAAUGCAAUUUCUGUGAUGCAGAACCUUUCUAGUAUGUCUAGUAUUGUCUUAUCGCAGGAUGUGUUUGCAAAUUUGCUUUAGCUUUUGUGAUGAUACAACUUUAGAAAGUAGCACCAUAAUGUUAGGUGUGUUGGAGGGAAGCAGUGCUUAACUAUUAGGUGAUUUCAAGUCCGAUGUUGGUGUUAGAUGCACAAUUUGGAUUAUGUUUCCUAGCUCCAAAACAUGAUACCGAUCACAGUAUUAAAUAAUGGCUAAACACCUAGUGAGUGACUUUACCGGACCAAAUUCAUUUUGUUUGGUCCUAUGCUCAUGUAAAAAUUAAUCUAACACCAACACCAAAAGGUGAACACUGAACUUGAAAUCACCCAUUGUGUUACAUAGGUGUAUGCACUUAUUUGGAGCUGUACUCAGUAGACUCCAAGUGACAUAAAACAACCAUCCAGGAUGAGCAUCUCUUGGAAUUGCAUUGCAUAUUUAGGAUGGUGAUAAAUUUAAAAGACCUAUUGUGACAUAAUGCAUUUCUCAUGUAUGCUCCUAGCAAAAAUACUUUGAUCAUUACUAAGCCUUACAGAAGUUUUAUCAUGUUAAAUGCUCCCUAUUGUGAUGGUUGGGUGAGCACAAUUUGAAGGGGAAAAAAUAAGCUAUUACAGAGCUCUGUUAGCACAACAUAUUUAUUCAAAGAUCUUUUCCCCAAAACAUGAAUUGCUAAUACAGACUAAAUAUAGUACUUGUGACAAUUUUUUUUCUGAAAGGUUUUCUUCCUCAUCUCAUUUUCAUAGAAUUAGGAAGUGUAGGAAUUCUCUUGUUAAUUUACAAUUUGCAUUUAUUAUCCUGAUAUUUGUCAAUCUUUUCAACUCUGUAUUGUUUUAUUAUAUUUGUUUUGUACUUUUGUCUGGAAUUAAACAUUUUAGCGCAUUAGUUUUUAAAUAAAA